Messenger RNA from Saccostrea cuccullata (small rock oyster), 3709 nucleotides. RefSeq lists its product as uncharacterized. The record is from RefSeq and is a predicted model, not a curated record. NCBI's taxonomy places the organism in Eukaryota, Metazoa, Mollusca, Bivalvia, Ostreida, Ostreidae. The transcript is spliced from 10 exons. Bases 345 to 3671 code for a protein of 1108 amino acids.
UUGUAAAAAACCGUAUCGUCAAAAUUACUCUGGUGAGCGAUGUGGCCCAUGGGCCUCUUGUUUUAAUUUCAAUUUAAACGGUAAAUAUAACGAACACUGAUCGAUCAAAUGAAAUCUACAAACAAAUCUACAAACAAAUCAUCAAAAAUACAAACAUGUGUAAAGGGCAUAAGACAGGGACAACUGGAAUGAAGGACCAUGUGGUCACAUGUUAAGAUCUUACAUCGGGAUUCAAAUUUUACACGAUGCAUGUAUACAGGGAAUAAAACUUCAUUUUCCAUAGUAGGAAGCCGUGUUGCACUCUGUAUAAUAUUUUAAAACAUAUUAAUGUUGAAACAUUCCUAAUGGCAUGUUUCAAGUACAUGUAUGUAGAUUCUGCCAUUCCUCGGAGUUACAGUUGUAGGGCCAGGAUUAUUUUAGUCGAUGGUGUCAUUAUUACAUGUGUAGGCCGCUUUUUGGUUUUAAGAUACAUAUUGAUUUUCCCCUUACUCCCCUUUUAUCUAUUAUUAUUGGUGAGUAAUUGUUAUAACAAAAGAAAUAUAAUUAUUUAUUUUUUGUAUAAUACAGACAGUGAGGACAAAUUAGUGCCAGCGGGAUUCUUCUCCGAAUCUGAAGGAUUUGUCCAAUUUUGGAAGAACCAUUGUAAGCGGAGAAGCAUACAUCCUACUGAUUGGUCUAAUGGAGUCGGUGAUGGAGAAACGAAAAGAUUUUUCUCUGCAUACACAAUUCUUUCUGGAUACGAGGAAGAAUUUCUAAAAUUGCCUCUAAACAAGUCAAAAUGUAGCAUACUUAUACUCAUUUUGCUGUCAGAGAGGUAUAGCAUUUUAUGUGAGGAGAAAUUGAUGAAAGAGAAAGUCGAACAAAUACAGCAGACCUUCAAAACACUGAAUGGUUCAGAUGAAGGAAUGUCUGAUAAUACGUUGCUCAUACAAGAAUUGAUAAACAAUGAUAAAAUGCUGACAAUAAAUAGAGAGAAACAGACACUAGAGUUUAUAUCAGAGGAUAUUCGUCAUCAGGUGAUGGGAUACUUUGUUCUGAACUGUUUAAAAUCUGAUGAGGACUACAAAAACUAUUUCAAAUUGUCAUCAUUUGACUCAAUGUUUGAUUACGUCCGAACUUUUGAUUAUGAAGUGGGAGAAAGAAAAAAUAUUUCCUUCUUACUGGCGGAGACGGAGGACACCUUUGUAAGAGAGUCUGGAAUAAAAUACGAAGGUAAAGGAGAAAGAUGUUUAUACAUACCGAUGACGUUGGAGGAAACCUUGAUACGAGAGUCUGGAAUAGAUAUCGUGCGGCACAUGCAAGUGAGAAAAGACAGGAUACAAGAUAUGGUGUCCGAUAUUUUAAAUAUUCCAAGGAAAAUUCUACAAUGGGACUACGAUGCAAGAUGCAGAUAUGUAGAAUGUGGAAAGAAAGGGACACAAACGAUCCAUAGGGCUCGUGCUAUGAUUGUUGGGUGUGCUGGUGCCGGUAAAACUACCCUGCUGAAAAGGUUACAGAAGAUAUCUCUUCAUGAAUUACAACAGGUUCAAUCUACAAUAGGCCUAGAAGUGCAUGAGGAUAUUUUUGAAGCUUCUAAGGAGAAAGAUUUUCUAAAUGCUGUCGAAGAAGAAGAUAAAGAAGGGAAGGCACUGUUGAGUGUCAUGGAUUUUGGAGGCCAGUGUGCCUACUACGCCUGUCAUCAGGUCUAUCUCACCAGAAGAGCCUUUUAUCUACUCGUGAUAGAUAUGUCAAAAUCUUUUGACGAGAAAGUUGAUCCAGCGCUUUGUGAACAAGAGGGGACUAUGUUUGCUGACUGGACCUAUGGGGAGUACAUCCUAUUUUGGCUGAAGUCUGUUUAUACCUAUUGUGAAAGUAAUGCUCCAGUUGUCAUCGUAGGAACUCAUUUUGAUAAAGUCAAAGGCCAGAAUUCUGAUACGUUUUACAACAAAAUACUGGACCACUUGCAGUUCAACAAACAUUUGAAGGGACAUUUAGACCGAAAGAGGUGCUUCGUUCUUGGUUUCCAUGAAGAUGGUACACAUUUUUAUGAUACACUUUCUGACUUAGAAAAGUGUAUCAUCGAAAUUGCAAGAGAGGAAAGAUGGAAAGAAAACAUCCCCACCGACUGGGCUUUAUGUGAGGUUGUCUUUCGAGAAUUGAGAAAAGAAAGGUCAAAAAUGAUAUCAUUCAAGGAAUUAUCCAAAAAUUGCUACGGCGGAAAUGAAGUUAAAAGUGGGCAAAUGGGAGACGUCCUGAAAUUUUACCAUGACAUUGGGGUCAUCCUUUACUUCAAUGAGGGAGCACUGUCUGACACAGUAAUCCUUGAUAUCCAGUGGUUCAUUGAUUCCUUAAAAAACGUUAUUACAGACCCGAACCACGUCAGGGAUGUUGCAGAAAACAGGCGUGAGUGGUUGGAUUUUUACACGAGUGGUCAUAUCUUGGACACACUUUUGACCAACAUAUGGAGAUUGAGAAACUUUGCAUCGGAUUUCUGGAAUAGAUACCAGUACAAAGAACAUCUUCUCCAAUAUAUGGAACGUCUUGGUUUAAUUGCUGUUGGUACAGUUGCUCAUUAUAUUCCGUGUACGAAUAAGCGCACAUUUGGACGUGCUGAGGAAAACUAUUUCCACUCGUUGGAAAACAAAACGUCUGUGUUAGUCUUCCGAUUUGAUUUCUUGCCAUAUUUUUUCUACUUUCGUCUGAUCGUUUCCUGCUUGACGAAGACCAACAGAGAAUGGAGAGUUUUACAAGACAAAGGGCUUUGUCUUUACAAAAACGUUGCUUGUUUUGCGUAUAAGCAACAUGCAGUAGCUUUGGCCGUGAACCCUUCCUCCAUACAACUUCAGGUUUUUCAACCAACAAAUACUCUGGUUACCAAAACAAUUGUGUUGGAAGUUCGUAACAUUAUCACAGAUUUAUUAAAUGAUUUGCUUCAGAAUUUUCAUAAAAAAAUCGACAUGUACACUGUUGGUUUCCAAUGUUCAAAGCAGGAAGUAUUUCACGAACUUGAUGAUUGCUUCGUUGAAGAAGAGGAGCUGUUAAAGAAGGGGACUAUGCUCUGUCCAAACCAUGAACUGAAUAACAGCCACAUGUUACUUGAAUCAAUUCUUCUAUCUUACUGGAAUUUGGAUGUACUUGCGGAGCUAACAGACCCAGACGCUCUAGUUGAAAAGGGAGCUUGUAGGAAUCUUUCUGAACUUAAAAUGAGAAUAUGUAGAUUUCAGUGUUUUGAAAAAAUAACAAAACUCGGCAGAGAAGCUCUUCAGAGAUACUUUGACAAAGUCUUUCCUGCAGUAGAGCUAUUUAAGUUACUUCAGAAGGAGAAAAAUAACUUACGUAGACAGUUCAAUACAGACCAGAGUGAUCUACUGUUUCCAGUUGAUAAAUCGAUUCCAACAUCUUAUGCAUUUGAUGUGACCAUUAUGUACAAACUGUUGAGGAACUACGGAAGAAACCUUCCUUCCCCGACCAAAGGCUGGGGGAAGACACCGGAACCGGGACAAAAAUCUCCAACUGAUGACGUAGAGAGGAUCCGAGUUUAUAGGAACCAGGUUGAACAUAAAACUCCGGCAACCAGUGUCAUGGAGAAAGAGGACUGUCGUGUGAAGUGGAGAGAUUUAUGUCAGGCAAUAUUACGACUCAGCGAGGGAAGCAUGGAACAAGAUAUUAUGAACCUGAGUCACCAAAGCUGAGAAAGUUACAGAGUCAUGUCACGUUCAUAACAAAGAUU